Molecule: messenger RNA, 786 nt
Organism: Humulus lupulus (European hop)
Lineage: Eukaryota; Viridiplantae; Streptophyta; Magnoliopsida; Rosales; Cannabaceae
Product: altered inheritance of mitochondria protein 3-like
Exons: 2
Coding region: 1-786 (261 amino acids)
Source: RefSeq, a predicted model, not a curated record
AUGGCGAUGAAUAAUUAUCAAUGGCCAACUGAAAGGGGACAAUCAAAGAAAGUUGCUGGAAUGAUGGAAUUGGAUGCUAUAUCCAUGCUUACCGCUCAAGUAGCAGCCUUGACGAAGCAAUUACAAAAGACUACACUCCCAUCUCAAGCUAUGCAAGUUCAAAACCUUUGUGAAGUGUGUGGUACAACCCAUCAACCAAACCAAAGCCCUGCUAUAGAUAUGAAUAACAUGCCCAUGGAAGAAGUCCAAGUAAUAGGAAAUUACCAAAGACAGCCUAAUAAUCCUUAUUCUAUGACCUACAACCCAGCUUGGAAGAACCAUCCAAAUUUUUCCUGGUCUAACAAUCAAAACACUCUCCAACCUUAUCCUCCACCUCAACCACCAUAUCAACCUACCCAAAAUAGGCCACCUUAUCCACAGCAAUAUGCACACCAAAAUCCUCCACCUGGCUAUUAUCAAUCACAAAAUAGACCACUUCCCCAAAUGCCAAUGAAACCAGCUGAAACCCAACCUGAUUGCCAAGCUAUUACUUUGAGAAGUGGAACGAGAUAUGAAGGGCUAAAGAAGAGUCAGUCAGAAGAAGAAGAGAAGAAUUUGGAUGAUAAAAAUGUUACUGAAGACCUUAAGGAAGAAGAGGAGUCCCCACCUGUAAUUAUUGAGCAUCAUGUUAGAGUUCCAUAUCCACAAAGACUUCGCAAGCAUAAUUUGGAUAAGCAGUUUGCAAAGUUUUUAGAGUUGUUCAAGAAACUACAUAUAAAUAUACCAUUCGCGGAAGCAUUAGAAUAG